Molecule: messenger RNA, 6854 nt
Organism: Monopterus albus (swamp eel)
Lineage: Eukaryota; Metazoa; Chordata; Actinopteri; Synbranchiformes; Synbranchidae
Product: phthiocerol synthesis polyketide synthase type I PpsD-like
Exons: 6
Coding region: 300-6614 (2104 amino acids)
Biological process (GO): fatty acid biosynthetic process
Molecular function (GO): 3-oxoacyl-[acyl-carrier-protein] synthase activity
Source: RefSeq, a predicted model, not a curated record
GUGCCAUAAAUGUGUGCACUGAAGUCCUUCAUCUCCAUGGUCACGUAUAGAACCAGUCAUUAAUGUUUAAUAAAGAAUAGAAGCUGGCUAUAAGAACCAGCUGCAAGCCUGGCAGUGAUACCAUCACUGAGGGAAAAGGCAAACGGUACUGAUGUAAGGGUGCUCUGGUACAUAACUAAACUAUUUAAUGGAAUAAGAAGCAUGUUUGUGUCUUGAUGUUUGCCUGGAAGGAAGAGUGAUGCUGGCAUGAUGGUACAGUAAAGAUUUCUGAUUUUUCUUCACAGUGAUGUUCAGUCAGGAUGGAUGAAGCUGAAGACAGCAUUGCAGUGGUGGGCAUUGGAUGCAAUUUUCCAGGCGGAGAAGGGCUUGACAAUUUCUGGAAGGUUCUGGUGGAUGGCAGAAACUGUUCUGUGACUAUUCCCAAGGAGAGGUUUGACUUAGCCAGCUGGUAUGACCCCGAUGACAACAAAGCGGGGAAAUCCCGUACGGCCAAGGCUGCUCUCAUUGAUGGGUUCAAUGAAUUUGAUCACAAGUUCUUCGGCAUCAGUGACAGUGAGGUGGAACAAAUGGAUCCUCAACAAAAACAGCUCCUUCAGUGUGUCUACAGGGCUUUAGAAAAUGCUGGAAUUCCCAUGGAGAAAGCCAGUGGGACCAGGACCGGAGUGUUUUUUGGCUUAAUGAACAGAGAUUAUGAAACAAAUGCUGCACACGUGCACCCAAGUGUGAUCAACCACUGGACUGGCACAGGGCUUGCCAUGAGUAUAGCUGCAAACAGAGUCUCAUACAUCUUCAACUUCACUGGACCCUCGCUGUCCAUAGACUGUGCCUGCUCCUCAUCUCUUGUGGCUCUUCAUCUUGCCUGCCAAUCCAUUAAACAAGGUGAUUGUGACAUGGCUGUUUGUGGAGGUGUCAGCUGUAUAAUAGAGCCAAGAGUGUUUGUUGCUCUCAGCAAGGCUAAGAUGAUCUCACCUGAGGGUACAAGCAAACCUUUCUCCAGCAGAGCAGAUGGCUAUGGUAGAGGGGAGGGCUGCGGGGUUGUUCUCCUGAAGCCUCUGAAAAAGGCUAAAGAAGAUCAUGACCAUAUCUGGGGUGUCAUCAGUAAAACAGCUGUCAACCAAGAUGGACAUUCAGUCACACCAAUCACCAAACCCUCCAUGGUUCAACAAGAGGAGCUGCUGCGAAGAAUCUACUCAGAGGGUGACCUCGCAAAUGUCCAGUACAUAGAAGCACAUGGGACUGGGACCCCAGCUGGAGACCCAAUAGAGGCAGCAAGCAUCUCAAAUGUCAUUGCUAAAGCCAGACCUCCUGGUUCAGAGAUACUACAGAUUGGCUCAGUGAAGGGCAACAUUGGACACACAGAAUCUGCAGCUGGGGUGGCUGGACUCAUUAAGGUACUCUUAAUGAUGAAGCAUGAGACUAUAGUUCCCUCAGUUUACUACUCUGAAGACAGUGCCAGUGUAGAUGCCAAAAUGCUGAACAUUCAAGUUCCUAAGGAAACAGAAAAGUGGGAAGUCUUUGGUGCUAGAAUUGCAGGAGUGAACAACUUUGGCUUUGGGGGGACAAAUGCCCAUGCCAUUGUCAAACAACACAAACAGUCAGCCACUAGACAACGGAUUAUGGAGACGCAACCAAAGUACUUUGUCUUGUCUGCUAAUUCAGCAAAAUCUCUCAACCUGAUGAUGGAAGACACUAUUAAACAGCUAGCAGCGGAUACUGAAGUUGAUCUAGAUUCUCUGUUGUACACAUCUGCUUGCAGGAGGAGCCAUCUAAAACAUAAAUACAGAAAGGCCAUUGAGGUUUCAUCUGUAAUUGAUCUUAGGGAAAAGUUAAGUGCUGUUGUUGGCAGAAAUAUCAGUUUAUCCUACUUAGAGCCAAGGUUAGUGUUCGUCUUCUGUGGAAAUGGCGUCACUUACCAUGGCAUGUGCAGCCAGCUACUAAAACGCGAGCCUGUAUUCAGAAAUAAGAUAAUAGAGAUUGAGCAACUUUUCCAAAGCUUGAGUACACUGAACAUCCUGGAAUCCCUUGAGAGUGAGCUUGAGAGCAGUGACUUCAAAAACCCAGAUGUUAUUCAGCCGCUCCUCUUUGCCAUCCAGGUUGCCAUUACCACCCUACUCAGACACUGGGGUGUCAAGCCAGACGCCAUACUAGGACACUCUAUAGGUGAGGUUGCAGCAGCUCACUGUUCUGGCCUUUUGUCUCUUGAGGACGCAGUAAAAGUCAUCUAUUUCCGCAGCACUCUCCAGAGCAAAGUUACUGGGGGAAAGAUGCUUGUGAUCAGCAACAUGGCUGUAUCAGAGGUAACUCGUUUACUCCCUCGCUACUCUGGUAGAAUUUGCCUUGCUGCUUUUAACAGCCCGCAGUCCUGCACCCUCUCAGGUGAUGUAGAUGCAAUUAAGAGUAUCCAUGAAGAGCUAACUAUCUCAGCCAGUAGUCAGAAUCUGUUCCUUCAUGAACUGGAUGUCCCUGCUGCUUAUCACAGCCAUAUGAUGGAUCCAAUUCUGUCAGAAAUGGUGGAGAGAAUUGGCUCCUUACAGGUAAACAAUAUUGACACAGAACUGUUCUCAACAGUAACAGGCAAGAAAAUCCAACAGGGAGAUUUCUGCACAGGUGAAUACUGGGCUAGAAACAUUCGUGAGCCAGUUUCUUUUGAGGAAGCAGUGAGAGUGGCAGCUAAAGGAAAGAAGAAUACAGUCUUUGUAGAGAUAGGGCCAAGAAGGGCACUACAGAGAAACAUCAUGGAAUGUCUGGGUAAUGACACAGCUGUCCUUACCUCGGUUCAGCCAGAGAAAGAUCAUAAAACAAUUGUGUCCGUUGUUUCUAAGUUGUUCGAGCUGGGUGUUCAGGUAGAUUGGAACACCUUCUACAGAGGUUAUGAGAGAGUGCCACUGCCAUUCCCAAAAUAUCAGUUUGACUGCUCAGACAGAGAUGUUAUCAUUGGAGCAGCACAGAAAAACACAGCAAGUAAUCAUCCUGUGCUCUGUCAGACAGGAAGUGAAAGCAAUGUUUUCAGCUGUAAUCUGACGCCUGACUCUUCUUUCUACUUGAAAGAGCACAGGCACAAUGAUAUACCUAUCAUCCCUGGUGCCUUCUAUGUUGAGUUGGGUUUAGCCGCAGUCAUGGCCAGUGCCAAACCAAAAGUACCACUCAACUCACUACAGCUCAGUGUCAGUUUUCACAGUCCAUUUGUUUUAACCCAGAGUUCACCUGAAAUGAAGGUGCAACUGGAACAGUCAGAGAGAGAAACUGGUUUCACUAUAUUCUCCCCAGCUGCAGUCUAUGCAUCAGGCACAGUGGUUUUCAAAAAAGAGAGGCCGAUUGAGGUGCAGUGCAUUUCACUGAGCUCCAUAUUAAAAAGAUGCAAAUCUGUUGUGAGUUCUCAAGAGUUCUAUGGGUAUCUCUCUCAAGGUGGCUUUCAGUAUGGAGACAUUUUCCGGAAUAAGGCGGAUGUGCACUACGGAGAAGAGCUAAAGGAGGCUUUUGCUUUUGUCACAGUUCAAGAAGAACUGCGCUCUCAGUUGCAUGACUACUGCAUUCAUCCUGUUGUGUUGGAUUUUCUGAUGCAGCUUCUCCCAGUUACAGUAGAGCAUAUGUUUGCUGGUAGGCCAGGAUUUCCUGCCAAAAUAGGAAGUCUGGCUGUGUUUGAACCCUUACAAGAUGAGAUGAUUGUCUACCUGCGAGCAAUUGAUGUGGGAAUUGAUCACUUUGAGGUUUGUGGUUGCUUUGCAGAUAAAGAAGGCAGAGUGUUGGUUGAGGUUAAGCAUGUGAUGAUCAAGUACCUUGACAGUCACUCUCAUAUGGUUGAGGAGUGCUUCUACCAUAAUACCUUCAGUAUCAUCCCCAAAAUGACCACAUCUGCUCCUCCUCCUGUGGCCUUGGUCUUCUCUGAUCAUAUGGGGAUCUCCAAGGGCCUGCAACAACAUUUGGAUUCAAGAUCUUCAUAUGUUUCCUUCACACAUGCAAAAGAUAUCUUGAGCCGUGGGUUUCCAUCUCUCUUGGCAAAUCUCAACAUCACAGAUAUUGAGAAAAACAUUGAUGAGGUCUUAUUUUUGUGGGGCAAAGAAAACCUCACUUCACUGGCAGCUGAUGAUGUCCUGGAGAAUUUGUCGAGCUGUUGUGAGAUUUUCCGCCAAAUAGUCCUUGAACUCAAGAGGAUUCACUUCCCGAACUCCAUCAGAGCAGUAACUUACUGUUCAUCAGACAUCACUGUAGACCACAUAAGUCCCGGUUUUGCUCUCACUGGCAUGAUGAGAUCAUUCGCUGCAGAGAUACCAGAUCUUGCAUUUCAGCUGAUUGAUAUAGGUACGAUCUCUGAAUAUGACAUAGCAGUUCUGUCUGAAGUACUAAAAUCGUAUCCUUGCAGCAAGUACCCAGAACUGGUGGUAAAAGACAGACUGAUUUGGAAACCAUCCAUUGUCCAUACCCUACCUGAAAUCAUUGACAGUUCUAAGAGCAGGUAUACUGCUAUGAUGUCUGGUCCCUGCAUCCUUCAGACAGCAGAUGCACAUACGUUUACUCAACUGAGUGCCAUUCACUUUGAUGAAGAGGCUGGGCCAAUCAGCAACACUUCAGUUGAGAUUCAGCCCAGUAAAAUCUGUGCUCAUUCUUCUGAUUACUUCCCUGUCAGUACUUCACAAUUGAAAUUUGGCCACACACUGUACUGGAACAAACAUUCUUCUCAGAAACACAAGCUACUGGCUCUUGAUUUCAGUGGUACUGUUACAGCAGUUGGAAAAGAUGUCAAGAAAUUCAAAGUGGGAGAUCACGUUGCUUCCUGUUACCCUGUGGUGGCAGCCAGCAAGGUCAGAGUUCCAGAGGGUGUAUGUUACAGCACCAAACGAUUCCCAUUCUUUAAGAAAACACCCUGUGUUUCCUUUUUUGUGCUAGCAUGGGAGAUCCUGCGUCGAGCCUUGGCCAGAACCAGGUGGGAUCUAGGAAUCAUAUCCUCUGUCCCUGACUCUGCUCUGGUGAAAGUCUUGGCCCUUACUUUUUACAAAUCAGGUUGGAAUGUGGUUGUCGGCACACAAUGCAACGGCUCGUUUGUAGAUUUCAAGCAAAUGGAUAUGUUCAUCAUCCUACCGCCAUUUGAUGAACACCUAAUUGCUAAAAUUUGCAACUUUCCAGGAGUCCAACAUGUUGUCAUUAUCUGUGAAACACAGAGGUGGGAUUUGCUUACUCAGGAACUGUUCCAAAGUGUAAAGGAAGGUGUUCACGUGCAGACAAUUCAGAUACCCAUCCUUUUGCAAAAGGGAUCCUUGAGUGCACAAAGACCACAUAUUUAUCCUUGGCUCAAGUCCUUGAACUUGAGCAGGAAAUUUGCUCUUGAAAGCUUUAUUUUUCAGAGCAUGAAAUCUGACAGCAUCAAAAGCCUUCAUGCUGAGACACCUGAGUCGUACUUCAGCUCUAAGAAAUUAGCUGUUGUGAGUCUGGAAAAAGAUGUCACAGGCACGCUGUCUGAGAUUCCAUUGCUACCAACAAAAAAAACGCUUUUCCGAAAGAGAGCAGUUUAUAUAGUGGCAGGUGGUCUUUCUGGGCUGGGCUUUGAAACAGUCAAGUUCAUCUCACAAAGAGGAGGUGAGUUUAUUGUCAUACUCUCUAGGAGCAAGCCCACACCAGAUGUGCAGCAAGAAAUACGCAAUGUAGAGAAACAGUGUGGAAACAGCAUCACUAGCAUGGAGUGUGACAUAUCUGUGUCUGAUCAUGUAUACAAGGUUAUCAGUCUCAUCAGCCACAGGUUCCCUAGUUGUCAAAUUAGGGGAGUGUUUCACAGUGCAGUUGUCUUGCAUGACGGGCUGAUAGAGACCCUUAACAGAUCUCUCUAUGAGAAAGUUUUUAAACCCAAAGUAAAUGGUGCACUGAAUUUGCACCAUGCAACAAAACACUGUCAGUUAGAUUACUUUGUGUGCUACUCCUCCAUCUCAGCUUUCCUAGGAAAUGCAUCACAAACAAACUAUGCAGCAGCCAACUCAUUCCUUGACAUGUUCUGUCAGUACAGGCGCAAACUUGGGCUACCAGGUCAGUCUAUCAAUUGGGGAGCUCUGAACCUUGGUCUUCUCUUGAACAAGGAGCAUUUUCAUCGAUUUCUGGAGGCAAAAGGGAUGAUGGUGUUGGAUGUGGCUGAAAUUCAUAAAAGCUUGGAGCAAUGCCUUACACUCAACCGACCCCAACAGGCUGUUUGUAGGUUUCACUUCAGAAACAUCAGGUACAACAUCCUUUCUCAAAAUGCAGCCUUGACCAUGCGCCUGUCUGCACUGGUGGAGGAGGCUUUCCAAAACUCCAGGGAGAUAGAUUCACAAACUAAACAAGCUGACACAGUUUCACCAAAAAAAUAUGUCAUUUCUCUGCUUAGCGAGGUCAUUGGUAUAGAACAGAGUGAACUGAGCGAGGACUCACUUCUUUCAUCCUUAGGCGCUGACUCCAUGCAGGCCAUGACUCUGCAGAACUUGAUCUUUCAGGAGAGAGGUGUAAAUGUGCCUUUGGUGAAACUGUUGGAUCCCAAUGCCACACUAUCAACAGUGGUAGAUAUACUGAGUGAAGGGGCAGAAGGUGAAAAUUUCAGUGAUAUCCCAAAUUCUCUUCUAGCUGAAGAUGUGGAUCAUGUUUCAACCAGACUGUAAAAAUUACAAAUGCAGACAAAGACAUUUUUUAAAUUUACAUUUUAUGAAUGCAGAAGACCAAGUACAGACAUUCCAAAAACACACAGACAGUAGAUCAGAGGUUACAAACCAAAGAAUUCGAUAUAUAUAAAUAGAAUUGUUAAUAAAAUCAUUGCAUCAAAUACAAGAACUUGUACACAAGUAUUACAUUUUAUACUGGCUUUGAAUCUUGGAUAGUGUAGCACCAAUUAAAGUAUAAUC